AGUUAGUUCAGACAGCAGCACGCAGUUGUCAGUUGCUGAUGAAAGUAGGGGAGCAUCUUGGCGAUUCUAGGAUACAUACUAGUCCGAAGUAACUCCAGAAAAUGGGGAACAACGGGAGCGCGAGUAACAGCAACAAAAGGGUAUCAUUUGGAUUGGAAGAAGAGGAGAGAGUUAGGGUGCUACAGGGUAUUAGGCUAUCUGGAGAUGUAGUAAAAAGAAUGAAGGAGACAACACAGUCCUCAGAAGAACAAAAGAUCCCCACCUCUGGUACUAGCCAUUCAAACCAGUAUAAAUGGGUCACCGGGUCUACUUUCUCAGGACACAAACAACAUCAGAACUAUGGUCCCCAUCAAAAAGCAUCAAAUAGUUAUGGUCAUAGGUCCUCUGAGGCUGAAGAUGAGAUAUAUCAAAGGUAUGAACUAGAGCAAUCAAUAAUUAAGGAGGAGCUGGAUCAGCUUGCCAAGAGAGACAAGGCAGCAGUUAGUGAAAGCAAGAUGCCGAGAGAAAAAGCAGCAGCCAAAGAAGAAAGGCAACAAACUUCACCUGCAGAUAUGGAUGCAUGGGUCAAGCUUUUGGAGAAGAAAGAAGAAGAACUGAAGCACCUUGAUGAUUUCUAUGAGCAACAGUUGUUACACAUUGAGAAGAAGAAUGUCGACUUGUAUAAGCUAACACUAGAACAGUUCCAUGAAGCUGCAGAUAAAGCUGAAAGCCAUAUAAAAAAAAGAAACUCUGACCCUCUCUGUAUGAGAUUGCAGAAUGAGAUCUCUCGUUGCUAUCAGAGAAAUAAGAGUGAGACUUUGAAGUGUGCAGAUCUGGCAAAGGACUACAUUCAAUGUGUUAAAGCUUCUCAGAAGGUUGCAUAUGACUGAUUUCUAGAAACUGCUAUCUAUCAGCUGACAAUGGUGAAAAGCUGAAUGAACUACAGCAAAAACAGUACCCAUUACAAAAAGUGCUACAAAAUUAGUUUGCAUACCUGACUGAUUCUGAAGAUUUAUUCCUUGGUAAAUUAGCAUUAACAAGAUUUAACAAGGAUAUUUACUUUACUCUGAAAUUUUCUUUGUUUUGUUAUUUUCAUUAACUUGCAUAUAUUUUAUUUGUUUGGUGUUUCUGAUUUAUUUCUAAGUAGUGUGCUUCAGCUUCAUGUUUAAUAAAUAUUUGACAAUGGCAAA
Protopterus annectens (West African lungfish) is the source of this 1169-nucleotide messenger RNA. It is a transcript of the gene CHCHD6, whose product is annotated as coiled-coil-helix-coiled-coil-helix domain containing 6. Gene Ontology annotation, cellular component: mitochondrion; MICOS complex. Lineage: Eukaryota; Metazoa; Chordata; Ceratodontiformes; Protopteridae. The record is from RefSeq and is a predicted model, not a curated record. Bases 102 to 869 code for a protein of 255 amino acids. The transcript is spliced from 9 exons.